This is a messenger RNA of Limanda limanda (common dab), 1010 nucleotides long. RefSeq lists its product as uncharacterized. Lineage: Eukaryota; Metazoa; Chordata; Actinopteri; Pleuronectiformes; Pleuronectidae. The coding region runs from base 1 to 819 and encodes 272 amino acids. The record is from RefSeq and is a predicted model, not a curated record. Gene Ontology annotation, biological process: response to bacterium. The transcript is spliced from 6 exons.
AUGUUUGGACGACUGGCUGCUUUGAUUCUUUUUGGUACAAAGGCUCUGAUUCUAACAGCAGAGGUUCCUCAGCUGAUCUCUCUGACUGCAGUGGAACGCGGCAACAACAUUAGUUUGAAAUGUCUCGUCUCUGAAGACAGAUUCUUUUAUUGGUAUAAACAGUCUUUUGGACAUGUGUUGCAAACAGUUGCUUCAAGUAUAUUACACAGGACUGAAGUCAAUGAUUCACGUUUCACACUCACAAGAGUGGAUGAUCGGUAUCUUCUUAACAUCAGUAAUGUCAGCAAAGAGGAUGAAGCAACAUACUUCUGUCAGAAUGGAAGAAGUUAUCAACAGACUUUCAUCGGUGGCACUUUCUUGGCUGUGAACGAUCAGGAUCAGCAGAAACAUUACAGUGUGAAACAAAGUCCAGAGACUGCGUCAGUCAGACCAGGAGCCUCAGUGAUCCUCCAGUGUUUACUUCUCUCCAGGCACAAAGAAAACCUGGUCCAGUGUCCAGAUGAAACCAAAGUUAAGACGAGAUCAGAACUGGACCCACUUGUCCUUGUGCUGGCGGUGCUGUUGGUCUGCUGUGUGACCGUGAUUGUCGUCAUUAGUGUCAAAGUAAAUCAAACAGUUUGCAAACAUUGUAAAGGCACCAUGAGGACUUUCCAUCACAAAGGACAUGGCAGGUCGAGUCAGGAUCAAUCAAAUAAUUGGGAAGGUGAAGCAGAGGAAUUAACCUAUGUAGCACCGACUUUCUUUGAAAGGAAAGCAAGAGUGGAGGAGAAGAGAGAGUCACCACAUCAGUGCUUGUACUCUUCUGUAAAGCGCAGCUGAGCGCAUCACCACAUCCAGCAACAUCCCUCUUUAUCGGUGUAGCAGGGCCUGUGCCAUUGGGUUUGUUAACAAACUCCAUAUUUUUAAGGGUAGCGACCAAAUUACACCGGUGAGUAUGUAUACGUGAGUGACACCUGGAGCAAACCGGCUUCUCAACGUCUACAGAACCGCGGCAACACGGAACGGCUGCC